UCACCACCCGGCGACUUGGAACGAUUAUCGUCCCGGUGUGGCGACGGCGGUGGCCACUGUUCAUAUCCACACUCCUCAGUCUCCUCUCCUCUUCUCACUCACCCAUCUCGCCGUCUACUUAACUCUGUAGGCCUCCUCCUCCAGCUCCUUGCUUUCAUUCUCCCCACCAUCCUGUAUCAUGCCGCAGUGGUCACAACUCGCCGCCCGUGCCAAACCCGGUCCUCGCACCCAGGUGGUCCUCCAGCGUGCUGCUCAGCUCGGCUCCCUCUUCCGCCUCCUCGUUCUUCUCAAGGCCCUCGUCGGCCUCUACCGCCAUGUCUACGCCUACGGCUUUGUAGGCACAAGUAAGCAGAUCUACGGCGCCUUUAGGAACAUCUUCGUUCGCAUCAUGCUCCGCAUGCCGAGCGCCCGCGUGCAGAUUGCCAAGGAACUCGCCAAGACGCGCGCCGAGCUGUCCGCCAAGAUCGCGCCCAAGACCCUCCCGCCUGGCGUUGAGCUCGAGGAUGUUCGCGAGCUUCCCGAGAAGGGGCGAGACAUCGAGUGGCUCCGCAGAGAGUGGAGCAACAUGGCCAAGCUCGACAGAGGCGACCUCAGCGCUGGCCGCGUCUCGGGUGCUGUCUACCACGGCGGAGAUGACCUGAACGUCGUCAUCAACGAGGCCAUGUCCAACUUCAUCGUUUCUAACCCCUUACACCCUGACGUGUUCCCCGGCGUGCGCCGCAUGGAGGCUGAGCUUGUGUCGAUGGUGCUCAAGCUGUUCCACGGCGAGAAUGGCGCUGGCACUACCACGUCGGGCGGCACAGAGUCGAUUCUCAUGUCGUGCAAGGCGCACCGCGACUGGGCGCGCGCAGUCAAGGGCGUCUCCGCGCCAGAGAUGAUUAUUCCGUCUACGGCACACGCCGCGUUCUGGAAGGCGUCGCAGUAUUUCAAGAUCAAGCUGCACGUCGUGCCUGUUCAUCCGCGCACGCGCAAGGCCGACGUGACAAAGAUGAAGCGCUUCAUCAACCCGAACACGAUCAUGCUGGUCGGUUCGGCACCCAACUUCCCCGACGGCAUCGUUGACCCGAUCGAGGACCUUGCCGCCCUGGCGCGCAAGUACAAGACGGGCCUGCACGUGGACUGCUGCCUCGGCUCGUUCAUCAUCUCCUUCGCCCAGCGUGCCGGAUACAGCGACGGCCUGCCCAAGUUUGACUUCUCCGUACCGGGCGUUACCGCCAUCUCGUGCGACACGCACAAGUAUGCCUUCUGCCCGAAGGGCUCAAGUAUCAUCAUGUACAACUCACCCGCCAUGCGCCGGUAUCAGUACUAUGUCAUGACCGACUGGGCCGGUGGGGUGUACGCCUCGCCCUCUAUGGCUGGUUCGCGCCCCGGCUCGAUCAUUGCCGGCGCGUGGGCCGUCGUGAACACGUACGGUGUUGAGGGAUACACCCAGUCGGCGAAGGACAUUAUCGGCGCCGCGCGCCACUUCAAGGACCAGCUUCAAAAGCGGUUCCAGGACGACCUGUUUGUCAUCGGCGACCCGCUUCUGUCUGUCGUCGCGUUUGGGUCCGACUCGCUCAACAUUUACGCCGUCGGCGACCGGAUGAGCAAGAAGGGCUGGCACCUCAACCCCCUCAACAAGCCCGCCGGUCUUCACAUGGCGUUCACCAAGCUCACCGCCACCAGCGUCGACCAGCUCCUCGACGACCUCGCCGAGUGCAUCGCCGCCGAGAAGAAGGAGCCCGAGUCGGGCGGUAACCUCGUCGCGCUGUACGGCGUCGGCCAGACUGCCGUUGGACCACACGUGGUGGGCAAGGUUGCUGAGAUGUUCCUCGACACCCUUUACGAGUAAUUUCCGGAGAUUCCGGAUGAACACCAGCGCCUCGACUCAGACGAGAC
This is a messenger RNA of Cutaneotrichosporon oleaginosum, 1878 nucleotides long. RefSeq lists its product as uncharacterized. Gene Ontology annotation, biological process: carboxylic acid metabolic process; sphingolipid catabolic process. NCBI's taxonomy places the organism in Eukaryota, Fungi, Basidiomycota, Tremellomycetes, Trichosporonales, Trichosporonaceae. Gene Ontology annotation, molecular function: sphinganine-1-phosphate aldolase activity; pyridoxal phosphate binding. Gene Ontology annotation, cellular component: endoplasmic reticulum. The record is from RefSeq and is a predicted model, not a curated record.